AUGAACUCAUUGGUCGACUUGCCACUAGAUCUUCUUCACCGAAUAAUAGAAGAGACCAGCCGUUUGGAUAACCACAACAAUACCAAGAACAACCCCACUUACUCUUCACUAGUUUCAUUAUCCCAAACUUGCAGGUUUUUCAAUUGCUUGAUCAAUCAACUGUUGUACCAACAUAUCACGGUAUACGACAAUGACAAUAAAUCGAUAAUCCAGACGACUAACCAAACAUAUAUCCAUAUUGAUCAUCUUUCAAAGUUUAUAGAGGGAUUGACUAUGUCGAACUUCCAGCAUAUUAAAUCUAUUCAUAUUCAUUGCAAAUCAAACUUUAGCUCGUUUAAUUAUGAUUCGUUGUACACAAAAUUGAACCAAUACUGGAGUUAUUUGAAUCAUCCCAUAGAGUUUAUCAAUUUUGACGUAGAGAAUAUUCGCCAAAAACAGUCCUUGGACCAAUUUCUUUCAAAUAACAACUGUACUGAUAUCAUGGAAGAAAAUGAUGAAGUUGGUGGUGUUUAUGAUACCCACUCUUCAGUGAGAAAACUCUGCAAUCUUUCCAACUUGUCCAUUUUGAAAGUGCAGGAGUUAAAUCAAAUACCUUGUCACAAUCCAAACUUGAAAAACCUAAAUCUAUUCAUUGAAGGCAAUUUCAUGGAUGAAUAUAUUAAAGAUCGGAUACUCGAUUUGGAACAAUUGGAAAUUUUGCAACUCAAUACAACAUUGUCAACAAAAAUAUUUGUAAACUCCAAUAUCAAUUGCCCAAACUUAGAAAAGUUGUCAAUUUGCUACUGCCAUUCUUUAAGGGAGUCACCAUUAACAUUUUCACAAUUUGCUGCUAUUGAUUUUGGUAAGCUAAUAGAGUUGGAAUUAAAGUUGAACUGCUUCCAUCGUGACUGUGAUUGUAUCAAUCAAUUCUAUAAUGACUUGACAAAAGCACGAGACACCAACGAAUUCAAUAGUUUGCGAAAGUUGUCUAUUAUCAACUAUAAAUCGAAAAACUCCAGCAAUAAUUUAUAUCAAUAUAACCAUGUGAUUAACUGCCAACUAGAAUCUAUAUUCCACAAAUUCCCCAAAUUGGACUACUUAUAUUUUAAUUUGAAUGAAUUCACCAAGAAUGAUCAAUUCAAGAUCAACUGGAGCAAGUUUGUUGAGUCUAUUCAGAUAUUGAAGGAUUUGAAAACAUUGAUAGUUUACGAUUUUUUCAAUUAUUGGUUGCCAUCGAUGAAAUCAAACCAAACUACAUCGGAAAUUUUAUUAAACAAUUGUAAAUGUGUGGAAUGCAACCAAAGAAGGUGUGCGUUCAAUUCAAUGGCAGAAUACGAUGCAGCAAAUAAUUAUGUUCAUAACUUCAAGAAUUAUAGUGAACCCCAACUGGCUGAAGCUGCUAACGAAUAUCAACCUAUUUUACUAAAUAAGAAGAGUAAUGCCAAACUAUUAUGGUUCAUAUUUAGCCAGCUUCAACUGCAGCAAUUCAAGCAGCUGCCAAUAUAUUCGAUGAAUUUACGUUAUUUUAGAGAAGAUACAGAAUUGUUUUCUCAAUUCCAGGAGUUGUUCAAACAUAAUUGCUUAAACAAAUUGUGCAACGAAAUUAGAGUGGGAAAUACGAACACCCGAACCAUCAAUUUCGGUGGAAUUGUUAAUUAA
Messenger RNA from Candida dubliniensis CD36, 1638 nucleotides. RefSeq lists its product as uncharacterized. The record is from RefSeq and is a predicted model, not a curated record. The transcript has a single exon. Lineage: Eukaryota; Fungi; Ascomycota; Pichiomycetes; Serinales; Debaryomycetaceae. Bases 1 to 1638 code for a protein of 545 amino acids.